This is a messenger RNA of Phytophthora infestans T30-4, 2551 nucleotides long. RefSeq lists its product as uncharacterized. The coding region runs from base 335 to 2551 and encodes 738 amino acids. The record is from RefSeq and is a predicted model, not a curated record. Gene Ontology annotation, cellular component: cytoplasm; nucleus. NCBI's taxonomy places the organism in Eukaryota, Oomycota, Peronosporomycetes, Peronosporales, Peronosporaceae. The transcript is spliced from 10 exons. Gene Ontology annotation, molecular function: protein binding.
CACGCCUGUACUGGAUCAGGACCCUGCAACCACACGCCGGGAGGUCCUAGAGGCAUAUCGAGCUCAUAUCAAGGAGACGAGAGCUAAUAAGAAGGGGAAACACAAACAAAUAAUCUUAGAGGAUGUACGGAAGCGGCCUCCGCGUCUGCAUCUGAAACAAGAACCUAUUCGGGGUCGUCCUCACCAUCAUCCACAGCAGGCCAAGAAGAAAGAGGAGAGUCCGACCCGCAGACAGCACGGCGGAAACUAUUUCAAAAAGUUCUUAGCAGGACAGUUUCGACUCGGCCGCGAUGAACGACCUGAGGGAUGGGCAGCAGACAAGAUUAACCGCGCAAUGCGCAGAUAUUACAGAAUGCACUUACUGCUCGAGAGACGAGAUGAACAGCACCUUGCUCUGCAAAGUAAACUAUUGUAUGAUGAAUGCUGCCAGUGCCGACCACUGGUACCUGGCCCCAUGACUACAAAGAGUGGUGUUCUUCGGCUUGCAGAACCCAAUCUACCUAAAAUCCUCCGAAUUCUAAGAAGCGAAGCCAACGACGGGCUUGAUCUCCUGCAACCACACGGCCUAGCCCAAUACACCGUUAUGCAUGCCGCCGCUCAACGGGGAUACACAGACCUGGUUCACGAGCUCAUUAUACAUUGGAAUGAGCAUCCGAUGAGCUCUCCGUACCAGAAAUUCAGCUUCAUGCAGCUAAGUCAUUUGCUGGAGCUGGUUCUGGAAAUGCGCAAGGCCAAGAGACUAGUGAGCGAGUCGGGAGCUGAGAUGCGCGCACUUAUUGCCAACGUUGGAGUAUCGUUUGCUCGGUUCUCGGAUUCCCUCGACAGACUUCACAACGACGCGAUAACUCUACAAGAUCUUCUGAAAAUUUGCGGCCAUCCGCUUGUUCUCUCGAAAGACGCAGCCGGUAAUACUCCAUUGCAUUAUGCUGCUGAAGGAGGACACCUUACAUUGUGUAAGUUGCUGCUGACAAAUGGGGCCAAUAUCAAUGCGCAGAACAAGUCUGGAGAAACACCACUCCACUUCGCAAUAGCUAGUCAACGUCACGGAGUUUGUCUUCAUUUUGUGGAGAAUCACGCAGAUGUGCGCAUCUCUCGAUAUGUAACACUCACGACGCUGGAUGGCACAGUCUUGCGAGGGACGUUUGUGGAAUCUCCUAACGGAAAGACGAUGGCUAAGCUAUUACCAUCACUAAACUUUCGCACAGGAGCGAUGGUACAGCACAAGCGACCACCCGGCAAGACUCACCUACCGCAAUACCAAGCAUUGACUGGAGGAAGCUGUGCUGUGUCCCCUGAAACAAGGACGAAAGCUCGGCAUGAUGCCGUUGGCGCUGUAAACGACAGCACAUGUUCAACUGUUGAUAAUUUACUGGCAUCUCCCUUCCUGUGCACCAAAACUCGUCGCGAUAUCGUCUUCUUCCGGUCAGCGCCAGGAUACUCGAUUCUACCGCCGAAAACGUUAGGUAUUCUCGUGAUCUCGGAGCAUGUGACCGCUUACGAAGUAAACAAAGCUCGAGAGAUACACGAGAGAAGCAAACUAUUCCACCUCUUGAUCGAGAAUGUUCCUGAGGCUGCCGUGUUGGCGAUGGACUCAUUUCGGAUUCCUUUAUUCAGAUGCAGCAUGCUGAAGCACGUGCGCGAACGAAACCAACGCUGGACAGUGAGCAAUGAGCUUAAAACGACGCAGGAGAAGCGAGAAGCUCUGAUUGUACAGAUGAAAGGACAGAAAAAAGGUGGUCGCUCGCCUCGACGAAAACGAAAACAAGGAUCGCUCGCAAAAAUUCUGUCGCGCUUGAAGAAAGGCCUUAAGAAAGUUUGGAAACUCAUGCGUCACGUGAGGAGUAUAUUGAGCAUUCAGCACGUGUUCACGGUGACGGAGCAUGAAGCUGGACACAAAGAUGGGAUUGUGUGCGAGCCAAAAGGAAUCUUGUACGAAUAUGUGUACGACCACGCAGAUUUCCGCGGGCACCAGAGCCCAACCUUGUGGCUGAUCGUCCAGACAGAGUGUAAGGAGCUUAUCUUUCAUCCCUGGUUCCGACAACUUUUGGACUACAAGUGGAACUCAUUCACACGACAAACAUUUCGAUCACAGUUCAAAGUGUACUUCGUGUAUUUCGUUGCGGUAUUUGUUGCCACGUAUUUACACGUAGGUGACACAUACAUUGGGAUGCCGAUCGGAGGCUACCGCAAUAGCAUCUUCACGGAGCCAGUGGGCUACGUGGAAUACAUUCGUGACGCGGCUCGACUUGUUUAUUCAGUCAUCAACGCCAGCUUUACAAUUCAAGAGUACCAAGCGUACCGAGAGUGCGGAAGCCUUCGCGUGUACCUUUGGGACGGAUGGAAUUGGUUCGACUUGGUGCAGAUUACCUGUGUGUGGCUUUUGCUAGUCGCAGAAAUGAUUGAGCUGGUAUUUCCAGGCUUCGAUCAGGACGACUUCAGUCUCAUCGUGUAUCAAGAAUCGCUAUACAGUUUCAGCGUUCGAAGGAAAUAUAACUUCCGCAUCACGCUGAUGAGCAUUGCACAAGGGCACUUGGGCCUUUCGUUCGUAUGA